Molecule: messenger RNA, 2160 nt
Organism: Brassica oleracea var. oleracea
Lineage: Eukaryota; Viridiplantae; Streptophyta; Magnoliopsida; Brassicales; Brassicaceae
Product: U-box domain-containing protein 35-like
Exons: 8
Coding region: 1-2160 (719 amino acids)
Biological process (GO): protein phosphorylation
Molecular function (GO): ATP binding; protein kinase activity
Source: RefSeq, a predicted model, not a curated record
AUGUGCGAGAAAAGAGAGGAAAGCAUUACGUUGGCCAUCGACAGAGACAAAGAGAGCCAGAACGCUUUAAAAUGGACAGUCGACAACCUUGUUAGCAAAGGACAGACUCUUACUCUUCUUCAUGUCAAACUCAAACAAUCAUCUUCGCUUCCUUCGGGGAAUAAGUCAAGCGAUGAUGGCGCAGAAUUGUUUCUUCCAUUCCGCUGCUUCUGUGCUAGAAAAGAUGUCCUCUGCCAAGACGUGAUUGUGGAGGACAUGAGUGCGGCUAAAGGAAUACUUGACUUUGUGCAGAAGAAUGCAGUCGAGACGCUAGUAGUCGGUGCAUCCAAGAUGACUCUUUUAAGAAGGUUCAAAGCACCAGAUGUUUCAAGCACUGUCAUAAAAAAGGCACCUAGUUUUUGUACAGUAUAUUCAAUCUCUAAAGGAAAAAUCUCUUCCAUGAAAUCAUCGACAUCUUCACUUCCGAGUUCCACUAUGCGGCAGCGUGUACAAACUCAAAAGAGCAAUAUGAAUAUUCAAAGGAGGCAAAGUACAAUGCAACGAACACAUGACGAGAUCGAGAUCAAAAGAGGAUACGAAGGCACAUACCAGGCCUCGAUGAUGGACUCCGAUAUAUCGUUUGUGAGUAGUGGAAGACCUAGCGUGGAUCUUAUGUUCCCUUCCUUUCAUGACCAUGUCGACGUUCCGCGCCUCUCACUCAACUCUGAAUAUGAAGAAAAUCGAAUUAGUAUUGCGACAUCUUGCUCGUCAGAUAAGCAGUCCAUAGAUAUUGGUUCUUCAUAUGCAGCAUUUUCAUCAAGCUCCCUUGGAAGUGGGAGACAAUCAUGUUCACUAUCGAGCCAGGAUGAGAUGGAAGCCGAGAUGAGAAGGUUGAAAAUGGAGCUAAAGUAUACAAUGGACAUGUAUAACACUGCCUGCAAGGAAGCAAUUUCUGCCAAAAAGGCGGCUACUGAGUUACACAAGUGGAAAGCAGAUAAGGAACUGAAAUUAGAAGAGGUAAGACUUGCCAAGGAAACAGCGAUGCAAAUGGCGGAGAGUGAGAAAGAAAAGAGUAGAGCUGCUAUGGAAACUGCAAUGGCAUCCCACAGAAUAGCAGAAUUUGAAGCUCAAAAGAGAAAGCAUAUUCAAACCGCAGAGGAAAAGAAGAGGGCGACGAGUUCUUUGGCGAAAACUGAUUUAAGAUACAGGAAAUACAUAAUCGAGGAGAUUGAAGAAGCCACAGAAGAUUUCUCUCCCAGUCGCAAGAUUGGAGAAGGAGGUUAUGGACCUGUUUACAAGGGAUCACUAGAUUACACACAAGUGGCAAUAAAAGUUCUAAGACCAGACGCGGCACAAGGAAGGUCUCAGUUCCAGCAAGAGGUUGAAGUACUAACCUGUAUGAGACAUCCGAACAUGGUUCUCUUACUUGGGGCCUGUCCGGAAUACGGAUGUUUAGUCUACGAAUACAUGGCAAAUGGUAGCUUAGAAGACUGUCUGUUCAGACGAGGAAACUCUCCAAUUCUUUCUUGGCAGCUAAGAUUUCGCAUAGCAGCUGAAAUUGCAACCGGUCUGCAUUUCCUCCACCAGAUGAAACCGGAGCCUUUGGUUCACCGUGACCUUAAACCGGGAAACAUUUUACUUGACAAGCAUUUCGUCAGCAAGAUUUCUGAUGUUGGCUUGGCAAGGCUAGUCCCUCCAUCGGUUGCAGACACCGUAACACAAUAUAGAAUGACGUCAACAGCCGGAACAUUCUGUUAUAUAGAUCCAGAAUACCAGCAGACCGGCAUGCUGGGGACUAAAUCAGACAUCUACUCGUUCGGGAUUAUGCUUUUGCAAAUACUUACAGCUAAGCCACCAAUGGGUUUGACACACCAUGUUGAGAAAGCAAUCCAAAACGGAAAAUUCCCCGAGAUGUUAGACCCUAUUGUUCCUGACUGGCCAGUCGAAGAGGCCUUGGUUGCAGCCAAACUUGCUCUAAAAUGUGCAGAAUUAAGACGCAAAGACAGGCCUGACUUGGGUCACGCUGUUUUGCCUGAGCUUAACAGACUGAGAGCACUAGCCGAAGAAAUCAUGCCAUCUGUUAACUUUGGCAGAAGCCUUCGACCUUCACCGAAUACUACUACGAACCGGAAUAACUGCCACAUACAGCGUCCAGUUGCCACAACUUCACUAUAUGUAUGA